AUGACGAUAAAUAACUUUCUUUAUGGAUUCUUCUUGCCACCUUCCUUUCUGGUUCUCUUCUUCAUUGGGCUCACCCUCACCACCCCUACCACUGCAGCCCCACAGCCAAAACCACAAUCUUGCAAUGACUUGUUACUUCUUGACUCUUCUAUCUGCAACUAUCGUUCUUCUUCAGACUCCAAGUUUCAUCAUCUUCCUGAGAAUUCCACUCUGGUGAAUCAUAUUUGGCAACAAGGCUCUCUUAGUUCUGGAUCUGAUGUCAAAUCUUUUGGUCACAUAGAUUUUGUCUCAUCCCAAGUUUCCCAUGAUGAUGAUAAUGAUGAUAGGAAUUCAGAUAAGUCAGAGAUUUUAAUCAGAAAAGUUCAUGGAAUAUUGAGUGGAAUAGGGUGGGGGAUUCUGAUGCCAACAGGGGCGAUGGUGGCUCGUUAUUUGAAAGCAUUUAAAGCUGCUGGAUUUUCUUGGUGGUUUAAUCUGCACAUGGCUUGCCAGAUUGUGGCGUGUUUAAGUGGCACGACUAGUUUUGCUCUGGGAAUUUACAUGGCAAUUGAUAGUGACCAAUUUUCUGAUGUUCAUGGCUACAUUGGAUUCGCUAUAUACUGUGCUUCUACUGCUCAAGUCGUGCUCGCUCUGAAUUACAGGCCUGACGAAGGUGACAAGGACAAAAUCUUGUGGAACAUUUGUCACUAUGUAAUUGGUUAUGGAGUCAUCGUUCUUGCCAUCUUCGGCAUGUUCAAAGGCUUCUCCAUUUCAAACUCUUGUCAUCAUCAUCGGACAUGGAACAAUGCUUUCUUUGGCACGAUUGUUUCAUUGGGUUGCGUGGCUUUCAUAGUAGAGGUCGCUACUUGGUUUCUGGUGUGCGGGAACAGGAAGGAGGAGGAGGAGAAUUCUGAUGACAAUGUGUAG
Molecule: messenger RNA, 903 nt
Organism: Prosopis cineraria
Lineage: Eukaryota; Viridiplantae; Streptophyta; Magnoliopsida; Fabales; Fabaceae
Product: cytochrome b561 and DOMON domain-containing protein At5g47530-like
Exons: 3
Coding region: 1-903 (300 amino acids)
Source: RefSeq, a predicted model, not a curated record